Passer domesticus (house sparrow) is the source of this 1029-nucleotide messenger RNA. RefSeq names its product NK2 homeobox 4 (gene NKX2-4). The coding region runs from base 1 to 1029 and encodes 342 amino acids. Gene Ontology annotation, biological process: regulation of transcription by RNA polymerase II; cell differentiation. Gene Ontology annotation, cellular component: nucleus. NCBI's taxonomy places the organism in Eukaryota, Metazoa, Chordata, Aves, Passeriformes, Passeridae. The record is from RefSeq and is a predicted model, not a curated record. The transcript is spliced from 2 exons. Gene Ontology annotation, molecular function: RNA polymerase II cis-regulatory region sequence-specific DNA binding; DNA-binding transcription factor activity, RNA polymerase II-specific.
AUGUCGCUGAGCCCCAAGCACACGACGCCCUUCUCGGUCACCGACAUCCUCAGCCCGAUGGAGGAGAGCUACAAGAAGUUCGGCGGCAUGGACGGGGCGGGCGGGCUGGGCGCGCCCCUCGGGCCGUACCGCCAGGCGUCCGUGCCCCCCGCCGCCGCCGCCGCCGUCCCGCAGCACGUCCCCGCGGGCGCGGCCGCCUACCACAUGCCCCACGGCGUCUCGCAGUUCCCGCACGGCGCCGUCGGGGGCUACUGCAACGGCGGGCUGGGCAACGUGGGCGAGCUGCCCGCCUACCCCGAGGGGAUGCGGGGCGGCGCGGCGGCGGGCGGCGGCUGGUACGGGCCCGGCGGCGACCCCCGCUACUCCAGCAUCUCCAGGUUCAUGGGCCCGUCGGCGGGGAUGAACGUGGCCGGCAUGGGCGGCCUGAGCGGCAUCGCCGAGGGCGCCAAGGCCAUCGUGCCGCUGCACGCGGCGCCGCGGAGGAAGAGGAGGGUGCUCUUCUCGCAGGCGCAGGUCUACGAGCUGGAGCGGCGCUUCAAGCAGCAGAAGUACCUGUCGGCGCCGGAGCGGGAGCACCUGGCCAGCCUGAUCCACCUGACGCCCACGCAGGUGAAGAUCUGGUUCCAGAACCACCGCUACAAGAUGAAGCGCCAGGCCAAGGACAAGGCGGCCGCCCAGCAGUUGCACCCCGACGGCGGCGGCGGCGGCGGCAGCGGCGGCCUGUGCCAGCAGCCCUCGCCGCGCCGCGUGGCCGUGCCGGUGCUGGUGAAGGACGGCAAACCCUGCCCGCCGCCGGGCAACGCCACGCCGGGCCCCGGGCCGGCCGCCCCCGCGGGCCCCGCCGCCGCCGCGCCCGCCGCGCACCCGCACCCCGGCUCGCUGGGGCAGGCGGCCGACCUGGAGGAGCUGUCGCCCAGCCCGCCGGCGCUGCACGGCCCCGUGGCUCCCCUGGCCCCCCUGGACUCGGCCGGCGUCGACUACAACGGCGGCAUGGUCAGCCCCAACCUGCUCUACGGCAGGACGUGGUAA